This is a messenger RNA of Aspergillus udagawae, 213 nucleotides long. Its product is annotated as EF-hand domain-containing protein. Lineage: Eukaryota; Fungi; Ascomycota; Eurotiomycetes; Eurotiales; Aspergillaceae. The record is from RefSeq and is a predicted model, not a curated record. The transcript is spliced from 4 exons. The coding region runs from base 1 to 213 and encodes 70 amino acids. Gene Ontology annotation, molecular function: calcium ion binding.
AUGCCUCGAUACACCCGUGAAGAGAUCAAGAAGUGGAAGGAAGUCUUCUCAAAGAUUAAUACCGAUGGCGAUCGCUAUAUCACACCCGAGGAAUUGGUGGAAGCUGCGAAGAGAGAUGGGGAGGAGAUGACUAAGGAAGAUGCAGCAGACUUUAUCAAAGACUUUGAUACCAAUGGAAAUGGCAAGAUUGAAUUUAGUGGUAUGUGCCAAUGA